UAGACUUCAAAUCAACCAUUCAACCAACCACCCAAUUAAUCCAAACAAAAUGGCCGAAGCUGUGAAGAAGGCUCCUGCAAAGAAGCCCACCCACCCCCAAUACGCCGUCAUGAUUGCCGCUGCUAUCAAGGCCCUGAAAGAGCGCACCGGUUCAUCUCGCCAGGCCAUCCUCAAGUACAUCAUCGCCAACUACAAGGUCGGAGAUGAGAAGAAGGCUGGCGUCCGCCUCAAGCUGGCCCUGAGGAAGGGAGUUACCAAGGGAACCCUGAAGCAGAUGAAGGGAACUGGCGCCGCUGGUUCAUUCAGACUUGCAAAGGACGAGGCCAAGCCCGUUGCCAAGAAGCCCGUUGCCAAGAAGGCCGCUGCCAAGAAGCCCGCUGCCAAGAAGCCAGCAGCUAAGAAGCCCGCCGCCAAGAAGCCUGCAGCCAAGAAGGCCGCUGCCAAGAAGCCUGCAGCCAAGAAGAGCCCAAAGAAGCCCGCUGCUAAGAAGGUUGCAAAGAAGCCCGUAGCCAAGAAGCCUGCAGCAAAGAAGGUCGCAAAGAAGCCUGCUGCUAAGAAACCGGCCAAGAAAUAGAUUUUCAGUGCCAAACAAUCAUAGUUUUUAAGGAAAAGAAUAUAUAUUUUAUAAUAUCAAUUAUCUAUUUAUAUCGAUGUGUAUAUAUGUCAAUAAAUGUCUAUUUUCUCUCUA
Molecule: messenger RNA, 688 nt
Organism: Penaeus chinensis
Lineage: Eukaryota; Metazoa; Arthropoda; Malacostraca; Decapoda; Penaeidae
Product: histone H1-beta, late embryonic-like
Exons: 1
Coding region: 50-574 (174 amino acids)
Biological process (GO): negative regulation of DNA recombination; nucleosome assembly; chromosome condensation
Cellular component (GO): nucleus; nucleosome
Molecular function (GO): structural constituent of chromatin; nucleosomal DNA binding; double-stranded DNA binding
Source: RefSeq, a predicted model, not a curated record